AUGUCCUUCAACUUCAACGAUUCUCUCAACAGUCUGUCCACCACCUUCUCCCCAUGGGCCAAGCGAACCCAGCGAAUGGUCCAGGAGAAGCUCGGCAACGUGGAGGACGUGACCGAGCUCCCCCAGGAGUACCUGGAGCUGGAGGCUCGAGUUGACGCUCUCAAGAUUGUCCACCAGAAGCUGCUCGCCGUCACCUCUAACUACGAAAACGAGGGCUACGACUACCCUCCCAACCUGCGGGAGUCCCUGUCUGACCUGUCUAAGACCAUCACCGAGAAGGUGCAGGGUCUGUCCCAGGUGUCUUCUGCUGCCGAGGCCCAGUCUGUGCUCACCACCCCCGGCUCCAAGAAGGACCCCAAGACCAUGAACCAUGCUCUUGGCCGAGCUGCUCUUGGUGGUGUUGCUGCCCUCAAGGAGGCCGGUGCCGACUCUGACGACCCCCUGUCCGAGUCUCUCCAGAAGUACGCCAUUGCCGAGGAGAAGAUUGGUGAGGGCCGACUGUCCCAGGAUACCCUGAUCGCCAACAAGUUCAACGCCGCCUUCCACACCACCCUCAACACCUCGCUGCAGUUUGCCGCCAAGGCCCGAGCUAACGUGCGAAACGCCCGUCUGACUCUGGACGCCGUCAAGGCCUCCGCCAAGGCAGCCAAGCCUGAGCAGCAGGGAGCCGCUCGAGCUGAGGUCGAGCAGGCUGAGGACGAGUUUGUCGCUGCAACUGAGGAGGCUGUUGGUGUCAUGAAGAACGCUCUGGACACUCCCGAGCCCCUGCGAAACCUGGUUGAGCUCGUGUCCGCACAGUUGGCCUACCACAAGCUCGCCUACGAGACUCUCAAGGACCUGCUUCCUGAAGUCGAGGAGCUUCAGACCACCCAGGAGACCAAGUACCGGGAGUCUCGAGAGGCUGCCAUUAACUAA
Yarrowia lipolytica CLIB122 is the source of this 915-nucleotide messenger RNA. RefSeq lists its product as uncharacterized. Gene Ontology annotation, molecular function: protein binding. Gene Ontology annotation, cellular component: cytoplasm. NCBI's taxonomy places the organism in Eukaryota, Fungi, Ascomycota, Dipodascomycetes, Dipodascales. The record is from RefSeq and is a predicted model, not a curated record.